Papaver somniferum (opium poppy) is the source of this 855-nucleotide messenger RNA. Its product is annotated as F-box/kelch-repeat protein At3g23880-like. The record is from RefSeq and is a predicted model, not a curated record. The coding region runs from base 1 to 855 and encodes 284 amino acids. The transcript has a single exon. Lineage: Eukaryota; Viridiplantae; Streptophyta; Magnoliopsida; Ranunculales; Papaveraceae.
AUGAAACUAAACCCUGUUCCGUUUAAGUUCUAUAAUUUUGUUGGUUCCUGUACUGGUUUAGUUUGUCUUAAUGGGUGCUAUGAUAAUGAGGGGGUGAACUAUGAACCAGUUUAUAUCUGUAAUCCCAUCACUAGAGAAUGUGUAUUUUUACCUGAAUUUGAGAGAACAGAUGAUCAUGGUGUACGAUUGUUGACUGGAUUCGGUUAUGUUUCUAAGACGAAUGAGUACAAGGUUGUGAGAAUGUAUAAAUUGUUGAAAGAGCCCAAUUUUGUACAUGCUGAGGUAUACACACUUGGAAGUGGCAAGGGAUGGAGAAACUUAGGGAAGAAAUUCGACAAAGACCUGGAUUCGUUUGUUUCUAUAUGUGGCGUGCUUGUCAAUGAACUUGAAUGGCUUUGUUGGCAGCUUAAAAAUGGCAAAGUUGUGGCUUUUCUUUUGUCUUGUGAAAUGAUGAUAGAAGUACCUACAAGUAUUUCCACUUCUUGGGAGUAUAAACUUGGGGUUUUAGGGGGUUCUUUGUCGGGUACUUACUAUGAUAGAGAUUCCAAUACUUAUGAUGUAUUGCUACUGAAGAAGGAGAAGGAAAAUGGGCCAUUCAGAUGGACUGAAGAGUUUAGUCUAAGCGGCACACAUGCUCAUGAAUGGCUCGGCCUUACUUGUAGGCGUGCACUUUUAUGUUGGUCAGAGACAAAGGUCCUAAUUCAAGACCUAAAUUCUGUAUAUCCAAAACUGCUUGUGGAUUUUAAGGUUAAAUGUAUACAUCAAGCAAUCCCGCAUAUGAACACCUUGGUUUCACUAAAAGCAUUAGGAGAAGAAAAUACAAACAUAAUGGAAACAGCUGACAUACCAAGAUAG